CGCACACGUCGAGGUGUAAACAAGAAAUCCAACCCAACGGUCCGCGUUACGACCGCUACGUCGGCGUUUUCAAGUUGUAUAAUUUCGUUUUAUUUUGUGUUUCGCCAAUUUUCGACAAAAAAUAUGGAUGGUUUGUACUGCAGUGCUGUUUCGACGCCAUCUUUGCUUUGACUAAAUUCAAACUAGCAAAACCAAACACGCCUACUGUUUCUAGGGAGCCCAAAGAACAAUUUUCUUGGAGAAAGGAAAUUUCACGCUCUUUAUUUGAGUUACUGAAAGUCUCUAACCAUCCCUCGAAGUGGUCAUUGUGUGCUCAAACCCCGGGAGCCACAAGAUGAAACCGACGCUCGGUCUGUUCGCGAUGGCAGCUCUGCUAGCUGCAACUUGUGGCAUCGCAGAGCCGUACAAAAUCCUCGGCCUAUUUCCGCAUCCCGGUCUUAGUCAUUUCUACUUCUUCGAGCCAAUUUUGAAGGGACUAGCUGCGGCAGGACACGAGGUCACAGUGGUGAGUCCCUUCCCCAAUCCGAACCCACCGCCAAACUACACAGACCUGCCGCUGGAGGGAAUCAAGCUGCUGUCCGAUUCGGUUAGCUUUGAGCUUUUCGACAACCGCCCAUCGUUUUCACAUUUCGUCGAGUUCUUCAUGCUCUACGAUUGGGGCAAGCAGGCAUGCGAGCACGCGUACAGUUCUCCCGCCAUCAAGCAGGUGCUCGAAUCGAAGGUUCAGUACGAUUUGGUACUGGUGGAGCAGUUCAACAACGACUGCAUGCUUGGGAUAGCCCACUUGCUCAACGCACCCUACAUUGGGCUCAGCAGUUGCCCGCUGAUGCCAUGGCAUUACGACAGGGUGGGAAACCCGAUGACACCCUCCUAUAUCCCUGCCCUGUUUAUGGGAUACUCGGAAAAGAUGAGCUUCACACAACGGCUCUCCAAUUGGAUUACGGCAUACUCGUUCAAGGCGAUGUACAGCUGGUUCAACGACAAUGCGGCAAAUGCGAUCAUAAGGAAACACUUGGGUAACAAUAUACCGGACAUAAAGGACCUACAGAAGCGUACCAGUAUGAUGUUUGUGAAUCAACACCACUCGCUGAGUGGACCCAAACCACUGAGCCCGGCUGUGGUUGAGAUUGGUGGCAUUCACAUCCAGGAGUUCAAGGAGCUUGAUCCAACGCUGAAGCAGCUUCUCGACACAGCCGAUCAUGGUGUGAUCUACAUAAGCUGGGGAUCGAUGAUCAGGUCGGAUUCUCUGCCGGAGGAAAAACGUAAUGCGCUUCUGGCAGCGCUGGGAUCGUUCAAGCAGAGAGUCAUCUGGAAGUGGGAGAAUGAGACGCUACCGAAUCAGCCCUCCAAUGUGUUCAUCCGGAAGUGGCUGCCACAGCGGGAAAUCUUAUGUCAUCCAAAGGUUCGUGUCUUCAUGAGCCACGGUGGACUGCUAGGGAGUUCGGAAACCGCUUAUUGUGGCGUCCCGGUAGUGGUAACCCCAAUGUACGGCGAUCAGUAUAACAACGCAGCAGCGCUGGAGCACCGGGGCAUGGGCGUCGUACUGCCGUACGAACAAAUCACCCGCGAGAGCGUGUACGAGGCGCUCAAGAAAGCUCUCGAGCCGGUCAAGAUGGAGAACGCUAAACGGGUAUCGUUUUCGUACAGGAAUCGGCCCCAGACUGCUGUCGAUACGGCGGUUUGGUGGAGCGAACAUGUCGUUGCCACGGGUGGCCUCCCGUUGGCUAAAACAUACGCCACCGAGAUGCCGUGGUAUUCGUACCAUGUGCUGGACCUGCAGGUAGUCAUCUAUACCUUCCUUACGGUUUACAUCUCCUGCUGGGUGUGGCUGUUCAAGCGGGUCUGCUGCCGGGGGGUAUCCGGAUUUAGCGAUGAGAAGGUUAAGACUAACUGAAGCGAAAGGGUUUAGUCAAUUGUUUUAGACUGUAGACAAUAGUUUAAAAAAAGGUAUUUUAUUUUUACUUUACACAUUUUAGUGGUAAAGUUUGAUAACGAUUUGAUACAAUAAAAAUUUUACAUGACGUUCACUA
Molecule: messenger RNA, 2030 nt
Organism: Toxorhynchites rutilus septentrionalis
Lineage: Eukaryota; Metazoa; Arthropoda; Insecta; Diptera; Culicidae
Product: UDP-glycosyltransferase UGT5-like
Exons: 6
Coding region: 335-1894 (519 amino acids)
Molecular function (GO): UDP-glycosyltransferase activity
Source: RefSeq, a predicted model, not a curated record